UUUGUAUUUUUUUUUUCUUUUUUUGAAAACUAUUCUUCUUGAUAAAUGUUAAACAGAUGGGAACUUAUAAAAAAUUCUGGAAACUUUUGUAUGAAAAAGUUGGGGUUCAUAAGCCAUAUUCCUCCUUUCUGCAGCAAGAAAGACUCUGAAUGUUUGGAGAAUAUGGGGAGAACAUCUAUUCUAAAAUGUGUAUUUAGAGCAUUUGAUGCAGAUUUCUUCAACAACACUAAGAGGGAUGAGGUUUUAAAGGGAGCUGAGGAAGUUAAUGUGCCUACAAUCAGAGCCAAUCGGAAGCUAGUUGCUUCUGAAAAUGGUGGUCUGCAUAAUCCUUCCCCUUUGGUGUUCAACCCUGAGUGGGCAAAUGAAAACGCUCGACAUAAGAGCAAAAGGUUCUGUUAUCCUCCUGUUCAUGGAGUAAAGAGACCAAACAAUGAAGAUGAUAUUGCUUUCAUGAGUGUUCUUGAACUUGGAGAACUGAUUAAAACGGAGCAGAUUUCAUCUCAGGAGCUUGUUCGAAUUUUUCUGCAGAGAUUGAAAAGGUACAACCAUGUUCUUGAAGCUGUAGUUUCUUUUACUGAAGAACUUGCUUACAAACAAGCGAAAGAGGCUGAUGAACUGUUUGCUCAAGGAGUGUAUUUAGGUCCACUGCAUGGAAUUCCAUAUGGGUUGAAGGAUAUAAUAUCUGUUCCAGGAUACAAAACAACUUGGGGUUCAAAAAGUUUUAAAGAACAAGUAAUUGAUGUUGAAGCUUGGGUUUAUAAGCAGUUGAAGUCAGCAGGUGCUGUUCUUGUUGCAAAACUUGUUACAGGAUCGCUUGCAUAUGAUGACAUCUGGUUUGGUGGGCGGACGAGGAACCCGUGGAACAUUGAGGAGUUCACCACAGGGUCAUCAGCUGGACCUGCAGCAUGUACUUCUGCAGGUAUGGUUCCAUUUGCAAUUGGAUCAGAGACAGUUGGUUCAAUGACUUAUCCUGCAGCUCGAUGUGGAGUUACUGCAAUCCGCCCAACGUUUGGAACAGUUGGUCGCAGUGGAGUAAUGAGUAUUUCUGAAAGCUUGGAUAAGCUUGGUCCAUUUUGUAGAAACGCUGUUGAUUGUGCAGUCGUUUUGGAUGUCAUAAGAGGAAAGGAUCCACAUGACCUCUCCUCAGUUGAGAGUUCUCUUGAUGAUCCAUUCUCCAUAGACAUUUCUAAACUUACUGUUGGAUAUGUUGACGAUGCUGACAUGGAGGUUGUUCAGAUUCUUUCCUCUAAGGGUGUUAAUAUGAUUCCAUUCAACUUGUCUUAUUCUGUCGACUCUGUUCAAGGCAUUGUUAACUUUACUAUGGAUGUUGAUAUGUUGGCUCAUUUUGACGAAUGGCAACGUUUGGGGCUUGAUGAUGAAUAUGAAGCUCAAGACCAAUGGCCAACUGAACUCCGUCGUGCACGUUUAAUCCCUGCAGUAGAUUAUGUUCAGGCACAGAGAGCAAGGGGAAAGCUAAUUAGAGAAAUUAGAGAAAGUUUCAACGUUGAUGCUUUAAUUGGCAAUGCCACUGACUGGGAGAAAGUUUGUAUGGGAAAUCUUGUUGGUCUGCCUAUUAUUGUUGUUCCAACAGGUUUCAAAAAUAUCUCAAACCCACCUUCAACUGGCACCACAAGAAGAAAAGUCACCAUUACCUCUGGCAUUUAUGCUCCACCUCACAGGGAUCACAUUGCUUUAGCUUUGGCUAUGGCUUACCAAUCUGCAACUGAUCACCACAGAGCAAGGCCACCAAUAGAUGACUUGGGGCCCAAUGACGUUCUUCCAGAUCCACCUUUGGUAUCUAUUCCUCCAAGGUUAUUGCACCUUCGAAUAUGAAUCUACACCUCUUUCCCUUUAUCUUAUCUUACAUUUUGGAGACUUUUGUCUUGUUUUUUCUUUUUGGUUAUAGAGAAAAACACAAAUGUAGGUUUAGUCCUGAAACAUUAAUAUGCAUAUAUCUAGGACUGCGACAUUGUCAAUGUCAGAGUUUUUGUAUAUAAAUAAUGCUUCUAGUUCAAGCUCUUUUAUCCAUAAAGUAAUAUGAUCAAUGGUAUGGAAUUAAAACAA
Cucumis melo (muskmelon) is the source of this 2064-nucleotide messenger RNA. RefSeq lists its product as uncharacterized. Gene Ontology annotation, molecular function: catalytic activity. NCBI's taxonomy places the organism in Eukaryota, Viridiplantae, Streptophyta, Magnoliopsida, Cucurbitales, Cucurbitaceae. The record is from RefSeq and is a predicted model, not a curated record. The coding region runs from base 46 to 1833 and encodes 595 amino acids. The transcript has 12 exons.